AUGAAGGGCCUUAACAUGUUGCGAGGACUAACAGUUUUUGUUGUAAUUGUUGCCAUUUCAGCCCCUACCAAUGCACAAAAUCGAAGGAAGCUCGACGAGAACACCUUGCCUGUACCACCUGGUUCAGUGAACAACUGUGGAAGCUGCUCAUCUUGCACUAACGCAUGCAACCAACUCCCUCCACCACCACCUCCUUCUCCUAAGAAGCAUACAAGCAAACACUGCCCUCCACUACCACCACCACCACCACCGUCGUCGCUCAUUUACAUACCCGGUCCACCAGGGAACCUAUAUCCCGUUCAGCGAUAUUUUUCGGGCACUGGCCGCAGUUUUGCCGUUGGGUUGCCACUUUGGAUUGGUAUUGGAUUGCUGGGACAGCUAGCUCUGUGGUGA
Ilex paraguariensis (yerba mate) is the source of this 393-nucleotide messenger RNA. Lineage: Eukaryota; Viridiplantae; Streptophyta; Magnoliopsida; Aquifoliales; Aquifoliaceae. The record is from the annotation of a GenBank genome assembly.